AUCCAAAAGCCCAAUUGUACUGUGGUAGUGACGGUAAAAUCAAUGGUGUUUGCUGUAAAGGAAAUGAUGGUAGAAUAAAUUGGGGUUGUCCUUGUGAUAAUGGUGGCGAUAGUUGUGAUGGUUGUACAAAUUGUGAUGACAGUGGUUGUGCAAGUUGUACUUGUGUCGAUUGUAUAUGUGGUGGCAGUAGUUGUAUAAGUUGCGCAUAUGGUGAAGAUGAUUGCCCAACUUGUACUUGUGGUGAUGAUUGUGUAAGUUGUACUUGUGGAGAUUGUGAUAGUUGUGUUUGUGGUGACAAUGGUUGUGUAAGUUGUACUUGUGGAGAUUGUGAUAGUUGUGUCUGCGAUGGUAAAACUAAUGGCAUUUGUGAUAACAUAGUUGGUGGUGAUUGUAAAUAA
This is a messenger RNA of Racocetra fulgida, 398 nucleotides long. The record is from the annotation of a GenBank genome assembly. NCBI's taxonomy places the organism in Eukaryota, Fungi, Glomeromycota, Glomeromycetes, Diversisporales, Gigasporaceae.